Lachancea meyersii CBS 8951 is the source of this 1203-nucleotide messenger RNA. Lineage: Eukaryota; Fungi; Ascomycota; Saccharomycetes; Saccharomycetales; Saccharomycetaceae. The record is from the annotation of a GenBank genome assembly.
AUGGUAAAGGAUACUGAGUACUACGAUCUGCUGAACAUCCAGCCAGAUGCGUCAGCUACCGAGAUCAAAAAGGCUUACCGCAAAAAGGCAAUGCUGACGCAUCCUGACAAGCAUCCUGAUGACCCUGAUGCUCAAACCAAAUUCCAGGCAGUGGGACAGGCUUACCAGGUUCUUAGCGAUCCCGAGCUGCGUUCAAGAUAUGACCAGUUCGGCAAAGAAGAGGCAGUGCCACAACAGGGCUUCGAAGACGCUGCGGAGUUUUUCACAACAAUAUUUGGCGGAGACGCAUUCCAGGAAUGGAUCGGCGAUUUUUCGUUUCUCAAGAACCUAACCAAGGGAGCCGAAAUCAUGGGUGAGAACGGAGAAAUUAGCACAGAUACACCGGGGACUGGAAAUGCGGAAACUGCGAAGGUGGAUGGAACUACAGAUGUGGUUCAGCAUGACGGGAAAGCUCAGAGCUCAAAGAACUCCGACAAGCUGUCCAAAGAGCAGCGCGCAAAAUUAGUCGAGAUGGAAAACGAACGCAGGGCCGAGAAAAAAAAGCAGGUGGAGGAGCUGGCACGGAAGCUGGAAAAUAAGAUCCAGGAGUACUUGGUCGGGGUCGAGAGUCACAAUCUGGACGCUUUUGACCGCAAGCUGGACCAGGAAGUUGAGGACCUUAAGCUGGAAAGUUUCGGGCUGGAACUACUGCAUCUGAUAGCGAAGGUGUACAAGACCAAAGCCAGUAACUUCAUGAUGUCGCAGAAAACCCACGGCUUCAGCAAGCUGUUCACAGGUGUUCGCGACAAAACCAAAUCCGCUAAAUCCGCGUGGGGCAUAUUAUCUUCCGCCAUGGACGCCCACAGCGCGAUGACAGAGCUGGAAAAGCUGGAUCUGGACUCCAUGGACGACUACGAGCGCGCUGAGGUCGAAAAGGUCAUCACUGGCAAAGUUUUGGGCACUGCGUGGGUGAUGUCCAAAUUCGAAGCCCAGAGCAAACUGCGGGACGUUUGUGACAGAAUCUUGACCGACAAAAACCUUCCUACCAAGAAGCGGGUGGCCAAGGCCAAAGCGUUGGUGUACAUAGCCAAUAAGUUUGGCUCAGCCGUUAGAUCGCCCGACGAGGCCGAAGAUGCAAGAGUCUUUGAAGAGAUUAUAUUCGAGGCACAGGGAAACAAGAAGAAGGCUCAUUUCAAGAAAAAAGACCCAGCCGUGAAAGCCUAA